Messenger RNA from Durotheca rogersii, 573 nucleotides. Its product is annotated as P-loop containing nucleoside triphosphate hydrolase protein. Gene Ontology annotation, cellular component: cytoplasm; nucleus. The record is from RefSeq and is a predicted model, not a curated record. Gene Ontology annotation, molecular function: ATP hydrolysis activity; AMP kinase activity; ATP binding. The transcript is spliced from 3 exons. NCBI's taxonomy places the organism in Eukaryota, Fungi, Ascomycota, Sordariomycetes, Xylariales, Xylariaceae. The coding region runs from base 1 to 573 and encodes 190 amino acids.
AUGCGCACGAACCCGAACAUCAUCAUAACGGGCACGCCCGGGGUCGGCAAGACGACGCACUGCGAGGUGCUCGCGGAGCGGACGGGCCUGCGGCACGUGUCGGUGAACGAGGUGGUCAAGGACAAGGGUUGCCAUGAGGGGUGGGACGACGAAUUCCUGAGCUGGAUCGUGGACGAGGACAAGCUGCUGGACGCGCUAGAGGAGGACAACGUCAAGGCCGGCGGCUGCAUCAUCGACUGGCACGGCUGCGAGAUCUUCCCCGAGAGCUGGAUCGACCUGGUCGUGGUGCUGCGCGUCGAAUCGAGCACGCUAAAAUACCCCGAGGCGAAGCUGCAGGAGAACCUGGACGCGGAGAUCAUGGAGGUGCUGCUGCAGGAGGCGCGGGAGGCGUACGAGGAGCAGAUCGUGGUGGAGCUCAGCAGCAACACGACGGACGAGAUGGAGGCCAACGUCGACCGGAUCGAGGCGUGGGUCCGGCAGUGGAAGUCGGAUCGCCGCGGCGGCGGCGGCGGCGGCGAGGGUGAGGACGGAGAUGAGGAAGAGGACGGAGGAGGAGGAGGAGAAGGGAAAUAG